AUGGCGGACAGGAAGCCACGGGGCUCGGACACGCCCCCCAAGUCGGGCCUCCGCAGCUGGAGUGCGGACAGCUACGUCUGGCGGGGGAAGAAGCGCUCCCGGAGCUCUCGCCCCGGGUCCAGCCCCGGGGGCGCGGCGGCGCCGGCGGCAGAGGGCACGGAGGAGCCGGCCUUGCGCUCCACGUCCUGUCCGAGGCGGCGGCGUGACAGGAUGUGCAGCUGCGGCGCCCUCGGGGACGCGCUGACGGCGGCCGACGUGGACUCGGUGUGUCGGAAGGCCCUGUCCCGGCGCUCUCUGCGGCAGAAGUUCCAGGACGCCGUGGGCCAGUGUUUCCCGCUGCGCCCCCACCACCACCACCGCAUUCCCUCGGGCUCCUCGCCGCCCUUCUCCGUGCUCUUCUGGUCCAAACGCAAAGUUCACGUCUCAGAGCUCAUGCAGGACAAGUGUCCCUUCUCGCCCAAAUCCGAGCUGGCCCGGUGUUGGCACCUUGUGAAAAGCCACGCCUCCCACCCAGGCGCCCUGAGGGACAUGGAGGCUCCCCUCAGACCCGGGGCCUCUUCCUCCUCCACCUCCCCGCCACAGACCCCUCCGUCCUGGGAGGACAUCUGCUGCUCCCCCGGGCCCAGAGGCUCCAGCCUGGAGGACUGGGACCCUUCUUGUCCCCACGGGGGGGCGGAGGGCAGCCACACCGACUACAUCCUUGUCCCGGAUCUCCUGCAGAUCAACAACAGCUGCUGCUACUGGGGCGUGCUGAACCGCUUCGAGGCGGAGGAGCUGCUGGAGGGCAAGCCGGAGGGGACGUUCCUGCUGCGGGACUCCGCCCAGGACGAGUUCCUCUUCUCGGUCAGCUUCCGCCGCUACAGCCGCUCGCUGCACGCGCGCAUCGAGCAGAACGACAAGCGCUUCAGCUUCGACGUGCGCGACCCGUGCAUGUACCGGGACCCCAGCGUGACGGGCCUGCUGCGGCACUACAGCGACCCGGCCACCUGCCUCUUCUUCGAGCCGCUGCUGUCCCGGCCGCUGCCGAGGUCCUUCCCGUUCACCCUGCAGCACCUGUGCAGAGCCGUGAUCUGCAGCCGCACCACCUACCAGGGCGUGGAAGACCUGCUGCUGCCUCCGCAGCUCAGGGACUACCUGCGACAGUACCACAUCAGGUGUGACGGGGCCUGCGCCAUGUGACGCGCCUGCAGCGUGGAGGGGAAAGGUGGCGCCAGCAAAGGCCUGAUGGCGUGGCAAAGAGGUCUUUGCAGAACUCUGAGGUCCAAAAGGUGCAAAAGUGGAGACUUUUUGGAGGUGUUUGUGGAUAUAUGAGAACCCAACUGGUCUGAUGCAGGGGAUUUGGACUUUUCUGCCACAUUUUAAGGGAGUCUAAAGUCCAGAUCCUGCUGGAACACCUGCAAUCAGGCAAACAUUCUCCAAGACACCUCCCUAAUAUCCUCGAUGGAGUGAAGAUUCUCGCCCUCACCUUUCUGUGGAGCAUUUCCUCCCUUGCACUCAAUCAAUGAUUCAUCAUGUGUCGCCUCCAAGGGGCCACCAGAGGAAAUGCAUCUCCCUCGUCCUGCCGGAGACCGGCCCUCCUGUCAUGUCCUCAUCGAAAUGAAAUACUGGCAUGUGGCAGGAGGCCUUUUCUCAGGUACCUUUACCAACGUCUGAAUGGAGCAGUCCUCAUAGUCUCGUAGGCAGCCAGAGUCAAACACUAAGAUUUAACAUCUCAAGCACAUUGCUCUCCACUGAUGAGGGACCACGUUCUCCGCAGUGCAGCUGGCUAGAUGGAGAGCUUCCUACUAGCAACAGUCACCAUUUCCUUUAUCACUGGUGAAGGAAACAGUUGAAUGUCCCUUGAUGUACUAGAAAAGAUGCUUUGCUGUUGUCCUUUUCCCAAUCAGAGCUGUCAGAGGUACCAGAAAAAGCAUUUGAUAUCCAGUUAAAACUCCCUUCCAACUAAACAACAUUUACUUUAUUGUAAGACUCUGGUUGGGGGGAGGUGCCACAGAGGUGGCACAUAUAGAUCUUGUGGAAGUCAAACUGUCCAAAAACCACAUCUUCCUCCAAAGACUUAGUGUGCAGACUGAGUUUGUGAGUCACGUUUUCCUCCUGGAGGGAAAGUUGAGAGACGAGAAGACGGUUUUCCAUCAAAAGACAUUUAAAUGAGAGCUUCAGCGGCCUGCUUUCAUC
Pungitius pungitius (ninespine stickleback) is the source of this 2175-nucleotide messenger RNA. It is a transcript of the gene socs4, whose product is annotated as suppressor of cytokine signaling 4. Gene Ontology annotation, biological process: intracellular signal transduction; phosphatidylinositol phosphate biosynthetic process. The transcript has a single exon. The coding region runs from base 1 to 1179 and encodes 392 amino acids. Gene Ontology annotation, cellular component: phosphatidylinositol 3-kinase complex. Gene Ontology annotation, molecular function: 1-phosphatidylinositol-3-kinase regulator activity. Lineage: Eukaryota; Metazoa; Chordata; Actinopteri; Perciformes; Gasterosteidae. The record is from RefSeq and is a predicted model, not a curated record.